AUGGCUUUCCGUGCACCACCUACAGGACUUGCAAAGCAUGUCUCCAACAUGUUGAAAGGGAAUUUAAUGAAGAAGCCACCAGUAUGGCUCUCAGUUGUGCAAGCUAUCCCCCCUGGACCCAGUGUUGUUCGUUCUCAAAACCCUGAAGCCAAUCUCUCAGGUCAAACAGAAUUGGAACAAAGUUUUUUAUCUAAACCUCAACAAAAGCAUCGUCUUCGUCACUCUGAGAAGCAUUUACGUACACCUCCACCUAGACCCCGUGCCAUCGUUUAUCCUGAGGAUAAGCUUAGAAGACAAUUCUUCAAGGAUCAUCCAUUCGAAUUAUCAAGACCCAAAGUGCUAGUAGAGAAUGAUUUGGGCAUUAAUCGCACUGAUUUCAGUAAACUCAUGUUGGACGGCAUGCAUCCUUCUCAAAUCGACGGUGAAGCUGUCAUCAAAUAUCAACUCUAUUUAAUGACUCACGAAAAGAUGCCUGAGAGAAAGGCCUACGCUAAAGCAACAUCAGAAUUCUACGAAAUCAGAGCACAACAAGAAGAGGAUGAAAGAGCCGCCAGAGCAAAGAUGAACAAUGUGCUGCAAACUCUUCAAAGCAAGAAAUGGACACAAAAGGCAUUAUACCUUGAAGAAAGAGCUUUGAAGCAAGGUCAAGCGAAUCAAUUUUAG
Mucor velutinosus is the source of this 663-nucleotide messenger RNA. RefSeq lists its product as uncharacterized. Gene Ontology annotation, cellular component: mitochondrial small ribosomal subunit. Gene Ontology annotation, molecular function: structural constituent of ribosome. Bases 1 to 663 code for a protein of 220 amino acids. The record is from RefSeq and is a predicted model, not a curated record. The transcript has 2 exons. Lineage: Eukaryota; Fungi; Mucoromycota; Mucoromycetes; Mucorales; Mucoraceae.